This is a messenger RNA of Diversispora eburnea, 144 nucleotides long. The record is from the annotation of a GenBank genome assembly. NCBI's taxonomy places the organism in Eukaryota, Fungi, Glomeromycota, Glomeromycetes, Diversisporales, Diversisporaceae.
AUUACGAAAAGGUAUAAAAAAGAGUCGGGUUCGAGGGAUGGUGGAGUAUUUGACUUCAUCUUUCUUCUUUCGAGAACCGUAUUGUUAAUUCAAUCUGCCUCGAGCUCAACGCCAAUUGAUACUUCUAUUCCAACAAAAGCAUAA